Messenger RNA from Aspergillus wentii DTO 134E9, 1098 nucleotides. RefSeq lists its product as uncharacterized. The record is from RefSeq and is a predicted model, not a curated record. Bases 1 to 1098 code for a protein of 365 amino acids. NCBI's taxonomy places the organism in Eukaryota, Fungi, Ascomycota, Eurotiomycetes, Eurotiales, Aspergillaceae. The transcript has a single exon. Gene Ontology annotation, molecular function: kinase activity.
AUGCCUGCAGACAUCCUCGCUAUAGGCUCCUGCGUCUUGGACAUUAGCUGCAUACACAUUCCAGAUGAUGAGUUGAAGCCCGCCCAAGGGUCCUCCAACCCAGCAACAAUCACACAAUGCGUGGGCGGCGUCGCGUAUAACAUGGCACUGGCAGCCCGUCGCGCUGGCGCAUCCGUCACUCUAUCAACAGUCAUAGUGGACGACCAUAACGGCAGUUUUAUUUUGAAAGAUCUAAAAGAAGAAGGCCUGUCGACUGAAGGUGUGCUUAAGCUUGAUGCCACAGACGGAAACACAGGAACGUAUAUUGGGAACUACGACGUAGAGAAGAACCUCAUCUUUGGCAUGGCAGAUGUGUCCAUCAUGCAGCAUCAUGCGCUGCAUUAUAGGCGCCAUUGGGAGGCGUUGAUGGAGAGUACCGCGCCAAAGUGGGUUUUGUUGGAUUUGUACUAUCCGGCUAUAGUGACUGCGAUAAUCAUUGACUGUGCUCGACAUGUUAAUGCAAAGGUGCUGAUUGAGCCGGUCUCGGUUCCGCUGGCGAAGCAGUUCAUGAAACCAUUUCCUGGCUUGAUCACCCUGGAAUCAACAUAUCCACAACAUAACAUCGACUUGAUCACGCCUAAUCAGGUUGAAUUGGAAGGGUUAUACAAUGCCGCUGAAGAAAAUGGCCUCUUCAAACCAACAGAAUACAAAGUCAUGCUCGAUACCUUGAAGCAGUCGGUUUCGCAUAACCUUAUAUACUCUCGUCUCCCACGCGCCAUUCAACAGUCUAUCGCACUCCUGCAGUAUCUACCAACGAUCUUGACUACGCUCGAUAAGAAUGGCUGCUUACUGGCGACGAUUGUGCGGAAUGGUACAUCACCUGCUGCUGUUUCUUUACACCAUUUCUAUCCACGUACUGUUGUCGGCGAAGAAGACGUGGUCAGCGUCAACGGAGCUGGGGAUACGUUCAACGGUGCUCUGAUUGCGAAACUCGUCCGAAGUCAGAGUCAUGGUGGAAUUGAUGAGGAUUCAAUCCAGUUUGCCCAGGAUGCUGCUGCUCUCACUGUCCAGAGUACAGAUACUGUCAGCCCGGACAUAAGGAUGUUGAAUUACCAUUAG